Molecule: messenger RNA, 1299 nt
Organism: Daldinia decipiens
Lineage: Eukaryota; Fungi; Ascomycota; Sordariomycetes; Xylariales; Hypoxylaceae
Exons: 3
Coding region: 299-1225 (308 amino acids)
Source: RefSeq, a predicted model, not a curated record
AUUGCGUAUAUGUGAAUACAUUGACCCCUUUAACCUAGUUCGUCACUUGUUUAGUGAUGUGAGUGAGUGGUAUCUAUGAACCAUUGUCUAACUAAAUACAAGAGAACUUAUAUAUUUAAUCCCCUUUUCCCAACUCGAGCGAAGCUCUCAUCACAUCAUCAAUCUUCUACUCCUAUCCUCCCAUCUCUACUGCCACCGCCGCAGGCACUAUACUAUUAAAGCCGGAUCAUCCGUAUUCACAACCCCCCUAGGAUCACGAUACCUACCUUCCCAGAGACGUAACUUGGCAGAUAGUACGAUGAAGAUCCCCAAAUGCCUCACCCUCGGUGUUUUCUCUUGCCUGCAGGGCCUGUCCCUCGCCAGCGUUCAGCCGCAAAUGUUCGAUAGCUCUAUCUGCCCGUGGUACUACAUCCGCCAGAACUAUCAUAACAGCAUGGAUGUUUAUACCAUGGAGCUCAUCGCUACCUGUGGUGUUACCGUAAAUUCCGCAUUGGAGUACCACACGAGCCUCCUGGAUUUGGAUAAGUGCUUCGUCAAUAAAGACGGGAAUAUCAAGCUAGCUACCGUGGAUAUGGCACCCCUGGGGGGGUUCUCCAAGACGUGCUGGAGCUGCGGUCUCAUGAACAUCGGACCUCACGACAUUACCCCUGAUACGUCCAAGCCUAUUAUAGCUUGUCAGUGCAAACCCGAACAACCCAGCACUGAUCGCUCGCGUGAUGCGUCUUUUGAGUUCGACGACGGAAUUUGGGUCGACCCGAAUGGCGUUAUAGGAUGUCUCGACCACACCGCCGACAUCAUCCCCUACUCCAACUCGAGCACGCCAAAAAUGAUCCCCCCGAACCUACUAGCGCCGCCUGCAACGGUAACCACAACGGUGAUGUCCACGGUAGUGCAGAACAACACGCUCACCGACACCGCUAUGGCGACGAACAACGCCACGGUCGUGAGCACUGCAACCGCAACCGCUACCAUCACUGCCACCACCACUCUAUUCAACACCGACAAUCCCUCCUGCCCACCGGGGACCCAGGCCACAGUGACGAAGACGAAGAGGAGGAAGGCUAAGACGGUAACUAAGGUAGUCACCACGCCCUCCGUGAGCACGUAUUUACUCACGGUUCUCGUUACGCCCCCGCCGCCUCCGCCUACGGGCAACAUCGUCGCUACUAUAAAGACGGAGACGACCGCGAAGGUAUCUUUCACAACGGUCUAUCCGAGGCCUUAAACAGAACGAGGUAGUCAGCCGUUCGGCAUUGUGGCUUGGCUGUUUUGUGAAUAGCAAUGCAGCUCGGAACGGGA